CUUUUCAUUUUCCGAUACAGUUAGUAUUGUGCUUUAAAGGCAUAAUCUUUUUCCUUACAGAUUCACAAUCAUCAGGGUUUUGAUUCGGUUUUCUGUUAAUUUCAUUGUUUAUUAUGACAUUAUUGUAAUGUUAUUAUAGAUGAAUUAAAAUGGUUGGCGGUGGUAGAAAGAAGGUGAACAAGUGUUACCCGGAAAAGGAUAGUUCGAUUAUUGACGAUACACAGCCAGUGGACACUCAAAUUUCACCCCAGUCCUUACCAGGUGAGGAUCAUGAGUUGUACAAUGACCAAAAUAUGGCUCCUGCUGAUGACCACCCUUUCUUCAAUGAUGCCUUUGAGACCCAAUUAGUAAAUCUCUGCGGUGAAAACCAGAUUUUGGAAAUUGGUGGUGAAACACAAGUGGUGGAUUUCGGCGAUGAAACACAAGUUGUGGAUUUCGGUGGUGAAACACAAGUUGUGGAUUUUGGUAGUGAAACUCAACAGGUGGAUUUAGGUGUUGAAACCCAAUUGGUUGAAGAUCAUGAUGGUCUGCAAAAUAAACACAUCCAGACUUUUGGAAAUUGCAAUAUUGAAGUUGCCGUAGAUAGUGAUAGUGAAGGAAGUGAUAGAACUGAGGUCUUGUGUGAUACUCAAGAGUUAUCAGAUGAUGAUUCAAUGGAAAACAGCUACAGCUCAAUUGACCAGGUGAAGUUGCCUAAAAGCAGCAACUCCAACACAAGUGAUAGGAGUUCACUUGCACAAUCAGAUGUUCAGAGCAAUGAUAAGCAUCACUCAGGAUCUUUGCAAAGAGGGUUUACUUCAAUCCGUGCUGCAUCUAUCAGGGCUUCCGGUUUGGCUGCUUAUGACAUGAGCCGUAAAGGGACAAAAGGAAGUACAUGGUCUAUUAAGAGUGACAAUCCUCUGGAGCAGGAAGGUGCAGGCCAUAAUGGUACAUCCGUGGUUGGACCUCAAUCUGAAGUCAGGAAGGAGCUUAACCUGAAUGCUUGUGAGGAGUAUGAUGAACAUUUGAAAGAAGUAGGUAAUGAAAACCGGUGUAAGGUUGGUAGUUCAGCUGCGAGGAAACUUUUCAGAGAUGAGAUACUUAUUGAAACUAAAGGGCCAGAAGAUGGAAAGUAUGAUUUUCAGAAGGCAGUGGACUUGCCUCAGUUGGCAUCUGAAAAUGUAUUGGCAGGUUUAAGUUAUCUAGAUUCUCAAGAACCUGGAGAGGACACUCAGGCCAAUGCACUAGAAGCUGUUGACAAGUUUCUUAACCUUAAUCCUUUUGAUUUUGAUCAACAUAUUGACUUUGGGAAGUCCUCCAUUGGAAAAUCAAAAUGUGUCUCUGCUGCAAACGGGACAAAACACUUAGCUCGGAGAGCAGCUGGAAUAGCUGAUGCAGAAGGUGGGAUUUUUGAUUGGGAUGACAAUCGUGAAGAUGAAGGAGGUGGAGAGUUUUUCCAGAAGAAAAAGGAACUUCUUUUUGGCAGGAUACCUGCUACUGAACCUCUGAAGCAUGGUUCACUUGACCCCUUAAGACGGGGAGCUAAAAGUUGUGGAGAAAAGGAAAAGCACCCUUUGAACAACAAAAAGUUUAAGGGUUCCCCCUGUUCUGAUUCAAGGUUGAUGUCAAGUAAAGGGAGAGUGAAAAGUGAGCUAUCAAAGUCCAGAACUAGAAAGAACUUUGUUGAGGAGCUGGAUGAACAAUUCACCGUGGGGGCUGGUGAUGGAAUGGUUGCUGAUGGUAACGGAGACAAUGUUCCAGACUUGCUAAAUGUUGGUUUAGAUACUCAAAUGGCUGCUGAAGCUAUGGAAAUAUUAUGCUUUGGAGUUCCUGUGCUGGAAAAUGGUUGUAGAAAUGAGAACAAAGGUGAUAAGACAUUGAGAAACAGUUCCUGCAAAGGUCGAGUUGAUGAUGAGAGUCUGUUAAAGCAGAGGUCCUCCAACAAAAAGACGCGAUCUUCUGACACUCGACCUGCUACACGGUUGUCAGUGCAGAAGGAUGCCAAAUUAGUUGAAGAGCACUGUAGAGAAACAGUGAAGCAACAGAAAAGUAGCAAGAAGCAAGGCAAUGAAGAACAAGGAGCCGGAUUGAGAAUGAUCAAGGCAAAUAUGACGAAAUCCCAUGCUUCAAGGGGAAAAGAAGAGGAGUUGGGACAAGAAGAAAGACCACCAAAAGAAAGCAGAGGUUCCACGUCUGCCAAGAAUUGUCAUUUGCAACAGCAGCAUGGCUCAUUUACACCUGUAGCUCAUCGAACUAGGCACAAUCUGGCAGAAAGUCAACCAAAAAGUAGUCUGUCUGCUGCUGCCACUUUUAAUAGAAAUGGGACUGAUAGUGAUGCUUGUGAGACUUUGAUGAAUCAUGGUAAUUUCGCCGCCAAUCAAACUGCCAAUCUCCGAAAUAUGAAAUCAUCAUGGGGUGAACUUUGUGCUGUUGACCAUCCCAAACGAAAAAGAAGUCAUCGAAAGAUGCCUACCAUGGGGCAAGAGGCCACUACUCAAUCUUGUAGAAGGUCAAAAAGAUUAAGAGGUGACCAGACAAGUACUUUAAUUGAUGUCAGCACAAAAAAGAGAAAGUGUUCACCUGAAUGCACUUCCCCUGGUAUUGCAUCCUCAAGAAGAGGGUCUCGGAAGAAGCCAUUAAAUGAAGGCAUAGAUAAAGGACAUCCGGAGGGUACCAACAUUAAUGAUGCUUUUGCUGAUGGAAAUACAAAAGCACUUCUAAAUAAGUCACCAGAAGAUUUUAAUAGGAAAGCUGAUGUAGAGACAACACAAUUUGUUGAUGAAGCACAUGGAGCAGAAUCUUCAACAGGAGACCAGUGUAAAGCGCCAGCUUCAGCAUGCACCACUCCUACCAAUUCGAGAAUCCUGAAGAAUUCUGUGUCACCUAUAUGUAUGGGUGAUGAGUAUCAAAAGCAAUCGUGCAGGAAGAAUAUGUCAAGGUCCGCUCUUUUGAGAGAAAUUAUUUCCUUACGUACUACUGGAACGCCAGCUGACUCCACCUUAAAAGAUUCCAGGAAGAGGCGAGAAAUGACUAAUGUUCGAGUCUUGUUCAGUCAGCACCUUGAUGCAGAUAUAAUCAAACAGCAAAAAAAGAUCUUAGCUCGGUUAGGGGCCUCAAGUGCGUCAUCUAUGUCCGAUGCCACUCAUUUUGUGGCUGAUGAAUUUGUUCGCACUAGAAACAUGCUAGAAGCUAUUGCUGUUGGGAAACCUGUGGUGACACAUCUAUGGCUUGAGAGUUGUGGACAAGCAAACUGUCUUAUUGAUGAGAAAAGUUAUAUACUGAGAGAUGCAAGAAAAGAGAAAGAGUUCGGCUUCAGCAUGCCAAUUUCAUUAGCACGAGCAUGCCAACAUCCCAUUUUACAGGGAUAUAAAGUUUUUAUCACUCCGAAUACAAAGCCCGGUAAAGAAAUAUUGGCAAGUUUGGUGAAGGCAGUUCAUGGUUUGGCAGUUGAGCGACUUUGUAGAUCUGCUAUGAAAGAGGAAAUUAUUCCUGAUAAUUUUCUAGUUUUAUCGUGUGAAGAAGACUAUGAAGUUUGCAUCCUCUUUCUUGAGAAAGGAGCGACAGUGUAUAGUUCGGAACUCCUGCUGAAUGGCAUAGUCACUCAGAGACUAGAAUUUGACAGGUAUCGUCUCUUCACGGAUCAUGUUAAGAGAACUCGUUCAACAGUAUGGGUGAAGAAAAAUAACAAUCAAUACCUUGCUGUUGCAAAAUGCAAAUGAGGUUUAGUUGCCUCUUAAAGAGUGUUGUAGCCUACUUAUUUGUUUUAGGGGCAUGUGUAUUAUAAGUGUAGGUAUCUGUAAAUAUAGUUUGUUUUUAGUGUAUAGUAAUCAAGUCUUCUCUAGGAAUUCCCCCCCCCCCCCCCCGGUUCUGUUGGAUCUUGAACUGUUUUCAGAACCAGACUAAUAAUGAAACAUCAGAGGCUGACAAUUUGGUUCAAAUGCCAUUGGAUAACUGGUUUGUUG
Molecule: messenger RNA, 3941 nt
Organism: Solanum dulcamara
Lineage: Eukaryota; Viridiplantae; Streptophyta; Magnoliopsida; Solanales; Solanaceae
Exons: 8
Coding region: 150-3698 (1182 amino acids)
Source: RefSeq, a predicted model, not a curated record